Molecule: messenger RNA, 1734 nt
Organism: Nylanderia fulva
Lineage: Eukaryota; Metazoa; Arthropoda; Insecta; Hymenoptera; Formicidae
Product: Spaetzle domain-containing protein
Biological process (GO): central nervous system formation; innate immune response
Cellular component (GO): extracellular region
Molecular function (GO): Toll binding; growth factor activity
Source: RefSeq, a predicted model, not a curated record
CUAUUAAAUAACUCGAAAGAAUAUCCGAUAAUUCCUAUACUCACAACAUUCCCGUCCGGAGCGUUAAAUUUCGCCAGUCUCAGAUGCUCAGGUGUCAGACCUACGUUUAUCAACGAAUUGAUAUAAUUGCAGAGCGCCAAUAACGCGUCCCUCACGUCGGACAUGUUUACAAACACAAGUACUCGCCACUUGACCGGUUUGCCCCGUCUCCUUUGCGUUUCUGAAGCGAAACGGACGACGCGCGUUAAAUUCUCGUAAACGCAAGACGUGAAAGAAUUUAUACGCUGUCGCUUUUCAGGGUCUGAAAAGGAAAAAAAAUUAAAUUUUAAGCAUUAUAUAAACAUUAUAACAUUGGGGAUCCCCUAUACGUCACUGAAAGAGGUGGAUUAAGGGAGAGGAGAGAGAGAAUGAAGCAUUUAGGCCCAUAUACGUCAGUCAUGGUCAGUGGACCCCUUCCUUCGACUCCGUUUCCUCUCCUCGCGAUCUCUCUCUCUCUCUCUCUCUCUUUCUUUCUUGUUCGCAACUGACUUCAAAUUGUUGGAAUCGCGCGAAGUGAGCAGUGGAACGCGGACGCUCGUUCCGAGCGAAUCGUUAUUUAUAUAUCUGUGUUUAUCUGACGCGGCAAAAAAUGAUAUCGAAUGUUCCUUGCGCGAGGAGAUGGAGGAAGAUGUACCUGGUGCUCAUUGUCCUGACAACGGGACGAGUCGAAGGUCAUCCUCGCACUGCUUCCACGUAUUCCCAGGACAUCGGAAGUUCCUCGACGCAGCAGAUGUCGAUCUCGAGGCUGAUCGAGGCGGCGUAUGAGAGACAGGAACUGCUGCGACGGGAAGACUGGUCCCGGCGAACUGACGAACACCAGGUAGUGACCAAAUCCGAACGGGAUAUCUCUAGGCAAUCGGAGUACCUGGCCGAGGGAAUUUCUACACCUGGAGAGAGAAGAUUGUUGGAAGCGUCGACGCGGACAAAUGGAGAUGGGAUUAUCUUCCCCUCAGACGACAGGGUCUCCUCGAUGCUGACAUCGACACCAGCAUCAGACUCAGACUGCCAUAGCACAUUCUGCGAAAACGUCACUAAUUAUCCAACCCAUUUGGUGAACGCGGCGAUAGCGCGAAACUCUAGUCUCAGAUUCCUGGAAAGCGUCGAUGAAUUAUUAUCUGAUCCGGUACCUGACAUCGAGCAUAGAAUUAAGCCGACGGAUGAGAAACUUUGCGAUUAUGUAGAACACUUAGUAUAUCCGCAGACUGCGCAAAACAAGGAGAAACAGUGGCUGUUCGUCGUGAAUCUGGACGGCUUGAAGCAGCGAAUACGCGUCGAGAUUUGCUUGAAUGAUGGUCAGGAGUGCAACGUCAUCAAGGGCUUCGCCGAGAAUUACAAGACCACUUGCAAGCAGAAGUUCAUCUAUCGAGAAUUGUUGGCGGUGGGAACCAACGGAAACAUCGUCAAGGACCAAUUUCGCUUCCCCUCGAGCUGUUGCUGCCAUAUCAAGAACACCGGCGACCCCACCGUCAGGUUGGGACUGGCAUCAUCGGAUCAGCGCUCGCUCAAUCGAACCGCGAUCGCGGCGAAGACACGAUUGUGACAGUGAAGAAAAUCAGAGCUUAAUCGCAACGCAAUAUGCUCAUUAAAGCGUAUUUUACACGAUGCUUUUUUUAUUAUAUUAAAUAAAAGAUGAUGCAUCUCGAAAUGUUGUAACAUAUCAACAUCUCGCGCGAGCUGUAGCAUGCUUUCUCUUAA